AUCUUCCAAGACUUGGAUCACCCUAACUUCUUCUUCAAUUUUCUUCAAUCAAAUGGCACAUUUCUCUUCGAGACUUAAGCUUCUCUCAAGCAACGAUGGAUUGUCAUUUGGUGUAGAUUCCAGAGACCAAUUGCGGCAAAGCCUUUACAUGGCCGGUGGUGGAACUCCUUUGGUUCCAAUACGCAGAAGCCGAUUAAAGUUCUGUGCAAGAAUUUUCUCGUCUUACUCUUUUCCUUACAAGAGAAAGAAAAUUAGGGAUUUCGAUAACACCGAGAAAAAUCUUGGUAUUGAUGAAGACAACGAUGAAUGGGAUUUUGAUGGAGACGAUGAUGGUUUAGAGACUGAUGAUCUUUCUUGCUUCAGAGGCUUAGUUCUUGAUAUUUCAUACAGGCCGGUCAAUGUGGUUUGCUGGAAGCGCGCAAUCUGUCUCGAGUACAUGGAUAAGGCCGACGUUUUGGAGUAUUAUGAUCAGACCGUUAGUUCUCCUACUGGUUCAUUCUAUAUACCAGCUGUAUUAAGGGUUCCACAUUUGCUUCAGGUUGUUAAAAGAAGAAGAGUGAAAAACUCACUAAGUCGUAAAAAUAUAUUACUGCGAGACGAUUAUACUUGUCAAUAUUGUUCUUCCCGUGAAAACUUGACCAUUGAUCAUGUUAUGCCGGUUUCUCGAGGUGGAGAAUGGAGCUGGCAAAACCUUGUAGCUGCAUGUUCGAGAUGUAACUCAAAGAAAGGUCAGAAGACAGCAGAAGAAGCACACAUGAAGUUACUCAAGGUCCCGAAGGAACCAAAAGACUAUGACAUUGUUGCAAUACCAUUAACAAAUGCAGCUAUAAGGAUGCUGAGAUCAAAUAAGGGAAUGCCACAAGAAUGGCGUCAGUAUCUGGCGAAACCUUUACCCGAGCCAUAGCAGUUUAUCUCAGGAAUAUCAAGGAGCAAAAGAGGUCCGUCCAGCUCCAGGCCAUCUCGUAAAUAUAGAACGGUGGCUCUAUUGCAUAUGUAGAUUCAUCUAGUUUAACUUCAAAACUGUUCAUAGUUUGUCAUGGACUUGAUUUGAGUACGCACUCAAAUGUAUAUAAUACGUAAAUAAUGUCGAGCAUAAGUA
Arabidopsis arenosa is the source of this 1099-nucleotide messenger RNA. NCBI's taxonomy places the organism in Eukaryota, Viridiplantae, Streptophyta, Magnoliopsida, Brassicales, Brassicaceae. The record is from the annotation of a GenBank genome assembly.